Closterium sp. NIES-67 is the source of this 1140-nucleotide messenger RNA. NCBI's taxonomy places the organism in Eukaryota, Viridiplantae, Streptophyta, Zygnematophyceae, Desmidiales, Closteriaceae. The record is from the annotation of a GenBank genome assembly.
UCUUGCCUACAGAAUGCCCCCCGUCACCCCAACCCCAACAUGCUCAGCACCCCUUGUUUCUUGCGACAAGACACUAGCUUCCUUCCUGCCCUCAUUUCAAAGCUGUGAUGCACCUGGCGUUUUUGUUCGUCUGGCUAAUCUGUUGUGCUGAGCUCUCCAAACCUUUUCGCACUGAAGCUUACAGCAAGCAAGUGAGAGGCUUUCACUAGAGCACGGUUGUACUUUUCUAGCUUUGAGACGUCUCGAAAAUUUAUUGAUUUCUAUAGAAGGUUGUACUUCUCGAGCUUUGAGACGUAGGCUUUACUAACAGCAAAGUAGUAUCUUCCGAUGGCGGUCUCCUCGCCGCCCCACUGGUGCUCGCACGCGUCAUGGUGCCUCGUGCUCGGCCUGCUGCUGCUGUCGUUGUCCGCGACGGCGACGGCUCAGCCGACGAAGGCGCAGUAUCUCAGCGAGCUGAACACGCUCGUCGCAAGGCUCAAGAAGCAAAGCUGUAACAUCAUGGCGGAAGCAGUGUCACAAUUCAUUUCGCAAGUUGAGCAAGUCCCCGAUGCUGGAUUCGCCGCAGGCUACCAAGAGCUCACCUUCCUCGCACCUUCCGACUGGUCCUUCGCGAAAACGGCCUUCCGUCCGCGGGUCACCGCCGCAAGCCGGACAGAAAUAGUGAAGUACCACACUGUGUCAGGGCUCUACAGCUUCGCGCAGCUUAAAGCCCUGCCAAACCGCAGCAAGAUCCCCACUCUGGCAAGCAAGAGCAUUGUGAAGCACAGUGUGCGGCCCAGCAGGUUUUGGAAUCCCGGGACGAGUGUGGCGCUGAGUGCCCCUGGAGCGCAGCAGCUAUUUUGGGCGCAGGUGGAUACGAAGAAGCUGUUUAAUGGGCAGUGGGUGAAGGCACAUGUUAUAGACUGUGUUCUUGUUCCCAACUAGUGCAAAGCAAACACAUGCCGCAUAGCGGACCCUGUGUUUCCCCUGAAUUAAUGUGCACGUGCGUUGGACAGGACACAUGUGGUACUUGGUGGGCCUGGAGCGCAGUUGUCCCCUGAAGACACAUGCUAUAGACUUUCCUCUUGUCCAUUCUUACUCAGUGCAUAGUGAUACAGACAUUGUACAUGUCAUUCCCUACAUGUUAUGGCAUAUGUCACA